Manihot esculenta (cassava) is the source of this 3064-nucleotide messenger RNA. RefSeq names its product E3 ubiquitin-protein ligase RGLG2. The transcript has 12 exons. The record is from RefSeq and is a predicted model, not a curated record. Bases 237 to 1526 code for a protein of 429 amino acids. Lineage: Eukaryota; Viridiplantae; Streptophyta; Magnoliopsida; Malpighiales; Euphorbiaceae.
UACGUUGCACGGGCGUCAACAAACAAAGAAAAGAUUACGCCUUCCGCAAGAGAAAGGUCCAAGAACCAGCCAAGGUCAUAUCCACUUGCUACCCAACAAACAUCUCCAUCUCACUGCGCCAGUGGACUUCUCCGCCCACUGAUUCCACGCUCACCUUUCUCUCUAUAUCACUCUGCCUUCAGGAAACGUUAAGGACGCUCUGCUCUUGCUAAGAGCAUCUUUGGAUUGCGGAAUUGAUGGGUGGAAUACUUUCAAAACGAGCUAGUUCACGUCAGGCAUCAACUUCAUAUUCACGGAGCAAUCCACAGCCAUCAUAUGUGCAACCAAAUCAAGAAUUUAUGCCAUACCAACAGUAUACACCUGCACCUCCAAGUUAUGGUGGUCGUGCCCCAGAUUCAGAGAGGAGGUUGGAUAGAAAGUAUUCAAAGAUAGAUGAUAAUUACAAUAGUCUGGAGCAGGUCACUAAUGCGCUGGCACAAUCAGGAUUGGAGUCUUCAAAUCUCAUUGUGGGUAUUGAUUUCACGAAGAGCAAUGAGUGGACAGGUGCAAGGUCAUUUAACCGAAGAAGCCUACAUCAUAUUGGAGAUGAUCAGAAUCCUUAUGAACAAGCAAUAUCUAUCAUUGGAAAAACUUUGUCUUCCUUUGACGAGGAUAACUUAAUUCCCUGUUUUGGGUUUGGAGAUGCAUCAACACAUGAUCAAGAAGUAUUCAGUUUUUAUCCAGACGAGAGCUUUUGUAAUGGAUUUGAAGAAGUGUUAAGGCGAUAUAGAGAAUUGGUCCCUCAUCUACGACUUGCAGGGCCAACAUCAUUUGCACCUAUCAUUGAAAUGGCCAUUACUAUUGUUGAGCAAAGUGGCGGACAAUACCAUGUUUUAGUGAUAAUAGCUGAUGGACAGGUGACCAGAAGUGUUGAUACUCAGUAUGGCCAACUAAGUCCACAGGAAAAGAGAACUGUUGAAGCAAUUGUUAAAGCAAGUCAGUACUCUCUCUCAAUUAUAUUAGUUGGGGUUGGAGAUGGACCGUGGGAUAUGAUGAAGGAAUUUGAUGACAACAUACCUGCUCGUGCAUUUGACAAUUUCCAGUUCGUGAAUUUCACGGAAAUAAUGUCAAAGAACGUGGACCGAUCUAGAAAAGAAGCAGAGUUUGCCCUUGCAGCCUUGAUGGAGAUACCUUCUCAGUAUAAAGCGACACUAGAGCUUAAUAUAUUGGGUUCUACUAGAGGGAAGGCUAUAGAUAGGGUUUCCCUUCCUCCUCCUCAAUAUGGUGCAGCUUCAUUCAGCAACUCAAAACCUGCACGAUCAAGCAGUUUUCAUUCAAGUGCACCAUCUUCUGGUAGAUAUGAUGCAGCCAGUACAGCACCUCCUGCAAACUUUGCUUCUGAUAGUCAUCUUUGUCCUAUUUGCCUUACCAAUGCAAAGGAUAUGGCCUUUGGUUGUGGACAUCAGACAUGCUGUGAUUGUGGACAAGACCUCCAGUUAUGCCCCAUCUGCCGAAGCACCAUUCACACCAGGAUAAAGCUCUACUAAGAUGUGUUUAGACGAAAUAAAGAGCAUCAAUCAAGGCCCAACACAGGUCUUUGAUCUCUUCAGUCAGGAGGGUCUAAUCAAGUUGCAUGAUUAAAUUUAUGCUAGUAGAAAUAACGAGCGUAAAUCGAAGGCGCCACACUGGCUUGUUCUUGGAUCAAAGGUAACAAAUCUUUGAUCUCUUCAGAUGGAAGAGUUUUCUCCUGAUCUUGUUGUAAAAAAUUAUUAUCGUUCACAUUAUUAAAUGUGGAAUAUAUGGAAGGACAGUGUAUGCUGCUGGCUUCUAUCAGUGUUGCAAUACUGGCUUAAACAGUAGAUAAAGCUCAGUGUUUGCAUUGACUCGGUCAAUUUUCUGUGUGUAUAUAUAUGUUUGUUGCCAUUAACUGUUUGUCUGAUUCCUACAACUGUUAGAAACGCAAUGAGAUUACGUUAACACGCAUGGUUUUGAGAAUGUCCUGAAAUGGGAUUCGUCAUAACUGAUAAUCAAAAGUCAUCAACUCCAUUGAAUUGUUUUUCCCCUACAAGAGUAAAUUUGGGCUCCCAAUUGGAUUAAUUAGGUGACAUUGUCGUCAUCAUAAAUAAUGCAUAAUUGACUUGUGGAUUGGGAAAUUGAAUUCCAUUGAAGAAAGAUUAAAGUAGGACCACUAGUACUAUGAUUAGAGGAGAUACCUCCUCGUUGCUGUCAAAUUUACCACCAUUAGCAAGCCUACCAAAAAAUUCCAGCUCUCUUAAAUACACUCAGCUAGUUUUAGCACACUUGUCGUUUCCAUUAAAAACCAUAAAAGAAAGAAAUCGCAACAUCAUACAACUCCGUGAACAUAAAGAAAAGCAGAGGCGAUCUUUCUUUCCUUCAUAAACUCAUAUAAGCUUAAUUUCAUAAUGCAUCAGUAACAGUGCACAUCCCUCUCUGAAAUGGCUGCCAGAUUUCCAUAUCACAAGCUAAGGCGUGGAGGAUUCUGGGACGACGAGGACUCUCAUGAGGAAGAGAGAGCUUUUAGAAGGAUAAGAAACUUUUCCAGGUUCAGGGGAUUCAGCAUUAACAGGAGGCGUGUGAAGCUUCGGAUCCCAGGGUUGAGAAGGUUCUUGAGGAAGAGAGCAAGGUUUUUAACAAGGGCUAAAGCAUCCUGGGGUAAGGCUUUGAAGAGGCUGAAGAAUGGGCAAGCUCACAUGCACGAUCUUUUGUCUGGAAACUUUCUUGUGAUGCAGGUCAGCCCUUCUCCUUUCAAAUGCAGUGUUCAGAGACCUCACCCUAGCUUGCCUGCUUCAAGAUAUCCCCUCGAGCGGUUUGCUUGAUCUAGACUUAAGUCCCGUAAAAAUUCCAGUAAUGCUAUGCCUAGGAGUGAGAACCAUAAUCAAGAAGCUAAUCCAAGGAAAGAAGUUGGAGCUGUUGUUACUUGUUAGUUAGCUUAUCAGUAGCAGUCUGAGAAGUGAUAAAUAAAGGUAGUGACCCUGUCCUUUUUGUUCUAUCUUUAUCCUUCCUCUCCCAUCUCAAUUGUAUCAAUGGCCAUGCAGGUCAACUUGAAUAAUUUUUUCUUCGCCUC